AUGGACCCUAUGGACCAAAUGUCGGCGGGCGGCGGCCCCAUCCCCAAGGAUUUCAACGCUGAAGAUGCACAGAACAUGGAAGAUAUGGAGAAGCAGUUUGCCGUCAAGGUCGUCCAGCACAUGGCCACGUACUGGUCCAUUCUUGAAAAGGUUAAGGGAUCGUCCCUCCGCCUGACCAAGAUGGACGACGACAUUUACAACCACCUCAUGGAGACCUUCCCCCACUUCGACCCUUCCAAGACGAUUGACGAGGACGAAAUGAAGAGCAAGGAGGGCAAGGCAAAGUGGCGCCCGUUCCUCAUGGCCUACGAGAAGACUAUUGAAGACUACAACUUUGGUACUAUGUUGCGCAACAACCCUGGUGUCGAGUACGAGGAGAGGAAUACUAUUUUCGUCCCCCGCAUGCAGUUUUACGCUAUCGAGAUUGCCAGGAAUCGCAAGGGUCUCAACGACUGGAUCUACGACAAGACGCAGCGCGAAAUCAGCGGCGCUUAA
Molecule: messenger RNA, 495 nt
Organism: Geosmithia morbida
Lineage: Eukaryota; Fungi; Ascomycota; Sordariomycetes; Hypocreales; Bionectriaceae
Product: Pfam:DUF579
Exons: 4
Coding region: 1-495 (164 amino acids)
Cellular component (GO): cytoplasm
Source: RefSeq, a predicted model, not a curated record